GCGUUUUUAUUAGUGCUAAUUAAAUUUUAUAAAACACGCUAUUUAAUGUAUACUAUCUUAUUAAAAUGCAGAAUAUUCCACGCCGUACCGCGCAUCGGCUACAUGGAAUUUGGUACGGUACCAACAUUCCAUUAAUAUAGUAUUUGUACCAUAUUGCUGAUAAUAGCACCAUACAACGUGCGUAAGUAAGCAGACAAUAAAAUUAACGUACUGUAUUUCUGGCCAGUGUACCAUAUUCUGGUCUACUGAAUGUCGUAUUUUUCGUGUAUUUGCCGAAAUAGCGGAACAUUGCCGUGCCAUUUGUUUUUGUGGCAAGGGCAUGAAUAUCAUGACCGGAUUGUGCAUGGUUUAUUUGCUUAGUGGUUGUUGUUUGUUUUGCGUAAUAAACCAUUGAACAGCAAUUUUUCACAAAUUCCGAAGUGUAUUUUGUGGUGAAUUGAAACUAUAACCAUUUUGACGGUAAUUUGUAGUCCAUCGUAUGUGAAAAUACGGGUGCAUAACCUGGAUUAAAUGGCGGGAGCGCGGGCCGUGAAUGUAUUAUAGGCCUAGUUAUGUUGUGGUUGAUGCGUUUGUGUGAAAAUUUGAAUUUUUUGUGGAAACAUUGAUAAGAGCCAAGAUGUCACACUCAAAAUAUACUAAAUCUGCAUUUAAAGAAACAUGGCUGCAGAAUGAAGAUUUUUCAGAAUGGUUGAGGCCAGUUGUGCACAAUCAGUAUGCAGCAAGGUGUAGUUUUUGCCAGAAUGUGUUCAGCUUGAGUAACAUGGGCAAGAGAGCAGUUACUAGCCACAUGACUAGUAAAAAACACAUUAAAUUUGUUAAUGCUAAGAAGAGAUUGCUGCUGAUGGGAGUGUUUCUUAAACCAAAAGACUUACCUGGGACAGAUUCUGAAAUGAUUAAUGUUAAUUCAGAAAAAGUAGUUGCUGGCACUUCUUCACAAGAUUCAAAACCUGAUAUUCAUUCUCAAGAAACUACAUCCAAAAACAUAAGCCAUUUUUUAUUGAAUGAUUCUGUUGUACAUGCAGAAAUUAUUUGGUGUCUCAAUAUGAUAUUAUCUCACAACUCAAUGCGAAAUGCUGCUAGCAGUGUUAAUCUUUUCCCUAUAAUGUUUCCAGACUCUCAAAUUGCUUGCAAAAUGCAGCUACAAAGAACAAAAUUGGCAUACUCAAUAGUGCAUGGUCUUGCCCCACAUUUUCAUAAAGAGUUGAUUCGGAAGUUGAAGGAAUGUAAAUACUGUGUUGUCGGUUUUGAUGAGAGUCUUAAUAAAGUUGCUCAAAAAGGUCAAAUGGACAUAACGGUUAGGUUUUGGAGUGAAAACAAUUUGCGCACCCAUUAUUUUGGAUCUGCUUUUUUAGAACAUUCUUCAGCAAGUGAUCUUGUCAAGGCUUUUGUGGAAGCACUUUCAGAAGUCGACAUGAAAAAAAUACUACAGAUAUCCAUGGAUGGACCUCAUGUAAAUUUUAAGUUCCUCCGGGAUUUGAAAGAAGAAAUAGUUACAAGUGAAAAUGAUCCAUCAUUCCUUGACAUAGGUAGUUGUGGCUUACACACAUUGCAUUGUGCCUUCAAAGCUGCCAUAAAAGCCACAGACUGGAAAAUUGUUGAGUUCCUUCGUGCUCUGUAUAAUUUAUUUAAGAAUGUUCCAGCAAGAAGAGCAGAUUAUGUUCAAUUUUCAGGGUCUUCAAAUUUUUCAAAAAAGUUUUGUGCCAUACGAUGGCUGGAAAAUUCUGGUGUUGCAGAACGUGCUGUUUUAAUGGUUCCUCAUUUGAAAGUGUUUGUGGAGAAGGCUACAGCAAUGAAACGUGUUCCAUCUUGCCAGAGUUUUUGUGUUGUUUCAAAAACUAUUGGGGACAAAUUUCUGAUUCCAGAGUUAGUUUUCUUUCAAGCUAUAGCUUUGGAAAUGGAGCCAUUUUUGCAGAAAUUCCAGUCUGAUGCUCCACUUGCUCCCCUCCUUUACGAGUCUUUAAGUAACUUGUUGGAAAAGUUCAUGUUGAGGUUUGUGGUAAAGCAUGUUUUAGAGAAAUCUAAAUCCAUCAAAGAUGUUCCACUCAAUGAUAAAGAAAGUUUAGUUAAUCCAAAGUAUGUAGAUGUUGGGUAUGCUACAAGAAGUGCUUUGCAGAAGGUAAAAGGUUCAACAGAGAAAGAAUUACUGCUUUUUAAGGAUGACUGCAUGAAAUGUUUUCAGGUUCUUUGUCAGAAGAUAAUGAUUAGGUCACCCUUGAAAUAUUCUUUGGCAAAGGGAAUUUCAUGUCUGGAUCCGUCUGUUGCUGUUAUUCCUAAAGUCUGUGAUGCUCGUCUUUCCACAACAUUAAAACUGCUUGUUGAAAGUAAAUGGUUGUCAGGAACAGUUGCUGAUAAUGUUGACAGGCAAUUCAAGAGUGUGUGUAAAUCAUCAGAAUUUUGUGAGAAAAUGAAAACUUUUUCAUCUGAAAGCACUUCUCUUGCUGAGUUGUGGCUAAGCCAUAUUCCAGAGAAUGGAGACUAUCAGGCAUUAGUCAACUUUUUGAAGAUGGUUUUCUGUUUGUCUCAUGGGAACUCUAGUGUUGAGAGAGGAUUCUCUAUUAACAAAGAAUGCUUAGUGGAAAACCUACAUGAAUCUUCAAUAGUGUCACAGAGACAAGUUUAUGAUGCAGUUUCAGCGCUAGGAGGCAUUCAAAAUAUGACCUUAACAAAAGAUCUGGUAAAGUCAUAUCGCUGUGCUCGUUUGCGAUACUCAGACGCCCUCAAAGAUGCAAAAGAAAAAAAAGAAGCUCUACAUCAUGCAGAAGUAGAGAAGAGAAGGUCAGUUUCCCUUGUUAGAGAGUUAGAAGAGAAGCGGAGAAAAUUGAUGGAAGAUGCCAUGAAACAGUCUGCUCUUAUUGAAGAGGAGAUAAAAGCAAUUUCAAAAUAAGACACUAGUUUGUGCGCCGAACUCCGCCUUUUAUUAGUCAUCAUUUAUUCAGUGUUCCAUCUCAUUCAACAUUUCUUAUUUAAUUUCAAUGUUUAAAAAAAAUAUGUUUUAUGCCUCAUGUUUUUAGUUUUGCUUUAAAAGUUUGUUUGUCAGGAUGUCUUUUUUUAAAGUAGGACACUUAUUUUAGAGUGUAUGUUUAAUCAAUUUCCCAUGAAAGUUUUGUGGACAUGUUUUUCAACAAGCAUUAUUUAACUUACUUAAGAUAGGCUGUAAACAAGUAACUCAUUCUUUUCCAUCCAUAAACUUUGUUUUUAAUUACUAGAAUAUUGUGGUUGCAGAUCUGAUAAUAGGUAAGAAAAUAUUUGAUAAAAAUUUAGUUUAUUAUUAUUUAGGAUAUUUAAUCAGUCAUAGUAAGUUUUAAUUAUGUUAAUGAUUACACCAUUGCAUAAUAUGUAAUUUUUUUAAAUGAAAUUUAACUUGUAGCACAAUUAUCUCCUUCAGGGAAAAAACUUAGAAUUUUCUGGAAAACAGGGAAAUUGCAGGGAAUUUCAUUUUCAAAAAUAUGUGGCCACCCUGGAGGUAAUCCAGGUUGUAAAAUUCUACCCCUUCUAACCCCAUAAAUUUCCGAAUUUCAACACAGAUGAACGCAGUACUAACGUAACAUAUUGGAAAAUUACAUACCUGCCAACCUUGACAAUCCAAAAUCUGGAGGUUUUCCCAGGGCAGUAUUCACUUCCCCACCCCCCUCCACCCAACCCAGCAUGUUUAUUUGUCUAAAAAUCAUAUAUAUGACCUGGCCAUGAUAGAUUAUUUUGAAUAUACAUAACCAGAAACUUUACAGUUUUUAAUUAAUUUAUAACAUGGUUAUUAAUUUCUUGUAGAAUUUGGUAGUCAUUCUUUUAUUUUCCUUAAUGGCAAUUUUUUUCUGCAAGUUCAUUACCAGUUUAUUUUUCUUAAAAGUGUGUGUCAUUACUUUUUAUUUUUACUAACAUUCAUAACAUGUCACCCACAAGAGGAAAGGGAUACUAGUAGCCUACCUCCAAAUUUAUGGUGUAACUUACUGCUGCUUAUAAAAUGUGUGUUGUGCUUUUUUAUCUCAAUUUUUCAGUGCAGUUUUCCAAAAUCGUUAUUUAAAAAAAGGCAAUGAAUUGUGUGCUGUCAUGCAUGAAAUUCUUAAGCUAGAUAUAAUAUUUAAGACAUUUCAGUAGGCCCUAGUACCUUUGAAAAAGCAACAUGAAUUCUCCCUUACAUGUUAAUAAGAUUACCAUACCUGCUGGUGUAGUAAGGCUGACAAGGAUUCUGGCAGCUUCCAGCUCCUCUAAGGUCAGACUUGAAGCAGUGUUCUCACUCCCCAUAGCCACACAGCUAUCUUCAAAUCUGCUGCAUUUACCUGAAAGUUACAAAACAUCAUUGUUCAUACUCUGCAGGAAAACAUGGAAAAUUUCAUGACCAGCAGAUAACCAAAUUACUUAUUACAAUGAUACUUUAAAGUUGCAAUAUAGUGUAGUUCAGCAACUCAUGUGCUAGGAAAAAAAAAGUGUGACACUGAUCCAUUGGGGUGUUGUUCAUAUUGUUGACACAUUUCAAACAAAAUUAAAGAAAUAUGAAACCUAUACACAAAAUUAGGUCAAUGAAGUUCAAGCAGUUUGUGGGAUGAAGGCAGUAAAAAUUACUGCGUAAACCAAGGAAAUGUACAAAAUUAGAGCACAGGUUGUUAGUUUAUAAACUAGCAUUACCACACAAAGUGUAUAGUAUGUCACUGCCCUCCACAUAAUUAGAAAAUUUGUCCAUUUCAUGUUGAAAACCUGUUCACGUGCAAUACACAUUACAUUAACACACAUUCUAUUGACCAACUGUUAAGUACGCUGGUUAAAAUUUGAUGUCAAGAUAAGAAAAUUUGUGGGUAGAUCAAUGAAGUUCAGGCCAAUUAAGUGCUAAAGCCUGUGAAACAGUAUGGAAUGCACUAAAAUGCACAAAAGAAAAAAGAUUAUUUACACUGGCUUCCCUAAAUUGUUAGAACACUAUUUUCAUCCCCACAAUGGGUUUGAUGUAUUUGUUCUUUCCAGUAUGCAUGCUUGUAUUCACUUGAGUAAAUACAAAAUGUGUUAACAUGAGCAAGGCACAAUGAAAUAUCACAUGUAAAUAAAUCAAAUUUAUCCUAACCCCUUUUCAACAGAAGGUGGAGGAAAACACUGUAAUAUAAAAGUAAGUAAAUGUAAACUACCUCACGAACUAUUCAUACACAUCAGGAAGACAUGUAUCUUCUAGGAUCAACACAUGUAAGCACAACAGACUUAAACAUAAUAAUAUAAUGAGACAACAGCUGAUAUUUGUUUUUAUACUUCAAUCACAUCUUGACUAACAACACAGUUUAAAAAAUCACCAAUUUUGAGAUUAGCCUAUAUGGACAUAUCCGGUUAACAAGACUCUAAUGUUAACAAUGGUAUGUAGAACAAAGACACACAUUCACCUAUUGUAAUAUCAUCCUAGAUGUGCUGUUGGUAGGCCUAAAAUGAACAAUUGUAACAAUCCAAACAAAAUUAUUAAUAAAUAUGGGACAGUAUCAUAAUUGGAACUCAUGUGCAUGGAAAGGGCUCUACAUGUAUCUCCUAACUGAAAAACUUGUGAUAACACUCACUUGGAACCGAAGAUAUUUUACUGUCCACAGAUACUCGCUUCUUUGGCAAUUUUCUCUGGGACUGAAUAAGUGGAGGUGGGUUUGGAACAUCAAAUUUUGUAGGGACAGCAUGACUGUGAAGUCUGUUCUUCAGAUCAUUCAAAAACAUACAGUCUUCAAAGUGAUCACUGCAUAUUGUACAAUUCUUAUGCAGAUACUCAGCAGGUUUGUUGAUCAAAUCUGCUCGUCUGCAAGCAAUAACCCAUUUCUUGCAUCUGCAAUGAUAAAGAAAUAACAUAAUUCUCAACUGUACAAACACAAACCCUAUGAAGAGACACAAUCUUCCAAUAUAUUAACACAUUGCUUGCAUUUUUUUACAUAACUGUAAUAAUUUUAUUAUAACUUUUGAACACUCUUAUAGUACAUUACAAUAGAUAGGCUACUGUUUUGAGCAAAUAUACUUGCUGUUUAUUUAUCAUAUGGAAUAUUAAUACAUUGUAGUGUAGGAUAAAAGCUCCAUAUCGCGUAUCCAAAUUUAUCCUUUGCUCUUGCUGGCAUGAUCCUGUACAUUUAGAUCUGUGGUACAUGGUGCUUGCUGUUUUCAUUUAGUACAUCGAAAGACCCUGAACACGAUCAAUAGUUGUUGCAAGUUGAAUACAAGAUAUAAAUUCCUUUUUAUUCUACUUAAGAUCAUAAUUUUUUAAUACCAUGAAUUUUUUAUGCAGGAUCUUUCUAAGUACUGAAUUAAAACAGAAAGCAUCCUGUACCAUAAGAAAUAUUUACAGGAUCACCAUCAAAAGCGAGGGAUAAACUUGGAUACGUGAUACGGAACAAUUACAAUAGGGUAAUGUCCCAAUUGACAUUUCAGUAGAGAGAGACUAUUCAAGAUUCUCUAAGACUUCAGCAAGUAAUAGAACACAACACAAUUUUCCCUAAUAUGUAUUUGCGUAUUAAGCUGUAGGCCUACCUGUACUGCCCGUAUUAUUUUAUUUUGUGUACUUGUUAGUUUGCAUUGUGUUAAGCUUAAACCUAGUCUCUGCCAUGUCCUUUGGGGGUCUUUUGGCUUACACAAUUACGGAUGAACUCUAUCUACCAAUUGCGGAUGUGUUACGAACUUUCCCACGUUAUUCAUCAGUAUUAACAAAUUUACAAAUAGUGAAUGCUAAAAUAACUUACCUUGCUGAAUCCAAAGGGAAUGAGAAAAAACUUAUUUUCUUCGCUUGCCUCCUAUUAUUCGAGCAAUUAAAUGCUGAGCAGUACGUUGUCCCGCAGGGCUUACGUUUUUCUUUUUCCAUUCUUCGAAGAAUCAAGUGAAUGGAAAUUCUUGCAGACAAAUCUUAGUAAUAAAUCCGAUCGCACAAAAUCACCACAAUAUUAUACAACAUCUGCCGCUCAUAUACAGCGUACGACUACGUUGGAAACGCAGUUACAACAUGGCGGCCGUCAUAAGCAAACCAGGUGGAAGAGUUCGUGUUUGGCCGGUGUAGUUCGCUUCUGAUACAUUUAUUUAUUCUGUGGUGUGGUAGUUGUGUCCUUUAACUCUGGAGCGGAGUAAAAGGGACAAAACAUAAAACAUUUACAGUAGCGCGGUGUUACUGAUGGUAAUCCAUUAACUGCAACUAAAAACAAAGAAAUGUCCAAAUUAACAAAAGGUGACUUUAUCAUCAACAGGAAAAAAUUAUCAAAGCUAUUCUCAUCGUAAAUGUAAAACAAUAAUUAUGCAACAAUAAAGGAAAAA
Messenger RNA from Bacillus rossius redtenbacheri, 7239 nucleotides. RefSeq names its product ubiquitin-conjugating enzyme E2 Z-like. The coding region runs from base 617 to 2884 and encodes 755 amino acids. The transcript is spliced from 2 exons. Lineage: Eukaryota; Metazoa; Arthropoda; Insecta; Phasmatodea; Bacillidae. The record is from RefSeq and is a predicted model, not a curated record.